CAGAGAGUGGAGAGUGCAGAGCUUUGCUGUUUGCUGUUUAAUUCUUUUAAUUCCACUACGGGUGUUGUGCGUCUAUUCAAAUGAAGCUAUAAAUACUGGAAUAUUCACAUCGGGCUCCAGUGAAGAGUUUAUAGAAGGACAGCGAGAACAUGAGUGAUCCAGAACCCUGCAAAAUUAAAAAUGAAGACUCUGAACAACAAAUAGACCUAAUUGAAGAGAAUGAGGGGAGUAAAGAGGAGGAACAUCAUGUCAAAAUUGAGGAAAAAACUCAUUUACAGACUGAUGUUUUUUUGAAAAGCAGAGACAAGAAUCGUUUCACCUGCACUCAGUGUGGAAAGAGUUUGGCAGACAAAAGCAAACUUAAGAUUCACAUGAGGAUCCACACUGGAGAGAAACCAUUCACAUGCGCUCAUUGUGGGAAGAGUUUCAGCCAAACCUCAAACCUUAACACAUGAGGAUCCACACUGGAGAGAAACCAUUUACUUGCACUCAGUGUGGAAAGAGUUUCAGGAUAUCAUCAUCCCUUAAUCUACACAUGAGGAACCACACUGGAAAGAAACCAUUCACUUGCACUCAGUGUGGGAAGAGUUUUAACUGCUCAUCGCACCUUAAUAAUCACAUGUGGAACCACACUGGAGAGAAACCAUUCACUUGCACUCAGUGUGGGAAGAGUUUCAUCCGCUUAUCAUACCUUAAUCAGCACAUGAAGAUCCACACUGGAGAGAAACCAUUCACAUGCACUCAGUGUGGAAAGAGUUUCAGGAUAUCAUCAUCCCUUAAUCUACACAUGAGGAACCACACUGGAAAGAAACCAUUCACUUGCACUCAGUGUGGGAAGAGUUUUAACUGCUCAUCGCACCUUAAUAAGCACAUGUGGAACCACACUGGAGAGAAACCAUUCACAUGCACUCAGUGUGGGAAGAGUUUCAGCCGAUCAUCAUCCCUUAAUCAACACAUGAUGAUCCACACUGGAGAGAAACCAUUCACUUGCACUCAGUGUGGGAAGAGUUUUAACAGCUCAUCACACCUUAUUCAGCACAUGAGAAUCCACACUGGAGAGAAACCAUUCACUUGCACUCAGUGUGGGAAUAGUUUUAACAGCUCAUCAGACCUUAAUAAGCACAUGAGGAUCCACACUGGAGAGAAACCAUUCUCAUGCACUCAGUGUGGGAAGAGUUUCAGCCAAUCUUCAUCCCUCAGUCACCACAUAAGGAUCCACACUGGAGAGAAACCAUUCACAUGCACUCAGUGUGUGAAGAGUUUUAGCCAAUGGUCAUCCCUUAAUCACCAUAUGAGGAUCCACGCUGGAGAGAAACCAUUUACAUGCACUCAGUGUAGGAAGAGUUUUAACUGCUCAUCACACCUUAAUAAACACAUGAAGAUCCACACUGGAGAGAAACCAUUCACAUCCACUUAAGCCGCGGUCACACUGGACUUUUCUCCCCAUAGACUUUCAUUCAUACGCACGCGAAUGCGUCAGACCAGAAAUGCAAGUUCGGGCAUCAAGUUUCGCAGUUCAUUGCCUUGCAAAGUUCAAGCUUGGUGAACUCUGACAUGCAAAAUCGCAUAACUUGACUGUGUGAGACCAGUCAAAGAUCAAAACAUGACCUCUCUGAACAGAAAUUUUAAAUAUGGACCAAUUGCUCACUUUUUUAAUAUCUAAUCGUCUUGUUUAAUCCCGCCCCUUUUUGCAGCGCUGUACAACAGAAUUUUGCAUGCUCAAACUCUAGAGUGACCGCAGCUUCGGUGUGGUAUGAGUUUCAGCAACUCAUCAAACCUUAAUGAACACAUGAAGAUCCACACUGGUGUGAAAGAGAAUAUGUGCUUGAGUAUGAGAAGACUUUUAUUACAGCUUCAAAAUUGAAACCACACCAGACGAUUCACACUGGAGAGAAACCAUACAGAUCUGAUCAGUGUCUAAAGAGUUUCACUCAUUCGGCGCAGCUUAAGAAACACAUUAACAAAAAGUUGCACACAUGACAUGAAUGCAGCAAAACAUUUUCUCAUGUGCACAUGAUGUUUCAUGUCUGAAUAAUGUUUGAAAAGGCUGAGUGACUGUAUACUAUUUUCCAACACUCCUAUACUGCAGAAGGUGGGGUUGUAAAUGUGUCGCGUUUACCAUAAACACAAUGAUGGCGGCUGAAAGAAGAACAGUUUCAUAAACACUGUGGCUUGAAAUCUCUUUGUAAGUGAUUGUACAGGUGCGGAUACAUCUGUACUCCACUCUCCAGUGUAUUCAUGUACCUAGUGUUGUUUUGGGUGAUGUUCUCUGUCUGACUCCCUGAAUGAGAAAUCCAGAUUGAAGUAUGUGGUAAAUCCUGGUUGGAUGUGGCAUUACUUAUCAAUGGGCAUAUAAAAGUUGUUGUGCUAGCUACCCCAGAAUGCUGUGGCUACUUGGGAUUCCUUAUGUCAAGACCUGCCGUCUCAUUGACUUUUUAACCUUAUGUUUUUUUUUCGCAAUACUUAUAUCAUGUAGUUAAAGUGUUGUUGUGAUUAUAUUCUGAGUUCUUUAUCUUCAUUAUUAUCUCUAGACAUUUGUUGGUUGCUUUGAUUGAUUGUU
Danio aesculapii is the source of this 2560-nucleotide messenger RNA. Its product is annotated as oocyte zinc finger protein XlCOF6-like. Bases 452 to 1417 code for a protein of 321 amino acids. Gene Ontology annotation, cellular component: nucleus. Gene Ontology annotation, biological process: regulation of transcription by RNA polymerase II. The transcript has 3 exons. Lineage: Eukaryota; Metazoa; Chordata; Actinopteri; Cypriniformes; Danionidae. Gene Ontology annotation, molecular function: DNA-binding transcription activator activity, RNA polymerase II-specific; RNA polymerase II cis-regulatory region sequence-specific DNA binding. The record is from RefSeq and is a predicted model, not a curated record.